This is a messenger RNA of Trichomonas vaginalis G3, 1842 nucleotides long. Its product is annotated as phage tail repeat-like family. The transcript has a single exon. The coding region runs from base 1 to 1842 and encodes 613 amino acids. The record is from RefSeq and is a predicted model, not a curated record. NCBI's taxonomy places the organism in Eukaryota, Parabasalia, Trichomonadida, Trichomonadidae.
AUGAUUAAACAACAGCAACCACAACAACUUAAGGCACAAAACGCCCAGGUCCUUCAAACCAUUACAUACGCCACAUAUGCAUAUAAUUCAAAGACGGCAGAACAAACACAAAGGUUGAAAUAUGGAGAUUUGGAGAUAGUAUUGAAAAAUGAGCGUUUCGAAUUCGUUUGCAAAGGUGGUGCAGUGAUAUCAAAUAUAAAAGAAAUUUUAUUUAUGAAUUCAAAAAUUAAAGGUAUAACGGAUGAUAUAACAUCAAUUCCACCAGAAGAACAAAGAUAUUACGCAUUAAAUGCAUUUCCUAAAGUUUUGAAGAUUGGAAAAUUUAAUUUAAAUGAGGAAUUCAUAAAAGGUUUCCUAAAUGACAUAAUGAAGAAAGCGGAUAAGGAAUAUGUGGCUAGUGAAUUAAAUAAGAAGGCAAAUUUGGUUUAUGUUGAUGAAAAAGAUAAUGAAAUUAAAGAAAGGGUUGAAUGGUAUCAUGAAUGGACAUCGAAGAUUUUUAAAACUAAAGCUGAUACGGGAUGGGUUUCAGGAUGUUUAGACCUUAAAGCGGAUAAAACUUAUGUUAAUGAUGAGUUAGAGAAGAAAGCGGAUAAGGAAUAUGUGGCUAGUGAAUUAAAUAAGAAGGCAAAUUUGGUUUAUGUUGAUGAAAAAGAUAAUGAAAUUAAAGAAAGGGUUGAAUGGUAUCAUGAAUGGACAUCGAAGAUUUUUAAAACUAAAGCUGAUACGGGAUGGGUUUCAGGAUGUUUAGACCUUAAAGCGGAUAAAACUUAUGUUAAUGAUGAGUUAGAGAAGAAAGCGGAUAAGGAAUAUGUUAACGAAAUAUACCAAAGUUUGAUAGGAACAACAAAAAAUAUUGAAACUAUUGUUGGUGACUUUACUGUCAAUGAAGAAAAUAAAUAUUUUAGAUGGCAGUUUGUACAGUCCUUAAAAAAUGGUAUACGAUGUAAACUCAUUCCGAAAAAUAACAAUGAAAUGUAUGUAAGUUAUAAAAAGAAUAAUGGCACACAAGUUAAAGUUCCAUUAUACAACAACUGUUACUUAAACUUAUAUGAAGACGAACAAAAGAAAUAUUUAAGAGUUUAUGAAAUGACAGAUAUGACAUUGUCUAACCUAGCUCCAGCACCAUAUUAUUAUGACUAUGGAGAUGACGUCAGAACACCACAUGUAGAUGAACAAAAGCUAACAUUAUAUUUAGAUUAUUAUAGAUAUAAAAGAUAUAAUGCAAUAGAAAAAACGAGAAUAGUAUAUUAUUAUACAGAUGACAAAAAUAAAUAUUAUAGUCAAGAUUUUACCUACCCUGAUAACAUAAGAUUAUAUUAUAAAAAAUAUUCUAACACAAACCAGAAGAAACCUGAAAUAGUUGCAUUAUAUCUUAAGUUCAAAAGAGACAAUCCCAUAAUAUCUCAUAUGUUUGAUUUAAUGAACCCAGUAGGUUCUAUUUAUACAUCUAUGGAUGCAAGAGGUCCUCAAGCAAUGUUUGGUGUUGGUGCAUGGGAACAAAUAGUCGACAGGUUUUUGUAUUGUGCAAACUCUUCAAAGGAAACAGGUGGAAGUAAAACGAUUACAGGUGAAAAUUUACCUGCACACAGUCACUACAUAGAUUUAAGCACAUCUCAAGCGGGUUGGCAUAAGCAUAGAUAUUGGGAUUGGUCAGGAAUGACAAAAGGUAAAGGAUAUGAUGUUAAAGAUGACGUUAAGUUUGCUAUAAAUUGUUACUGGAGUGACACUCAGGGAGAAGGAAACCAUACACAUUUCGUUUCAGGAUAUACACAAACAACAGGACAAAGUAAAGAAUACAUGCCACCUUACAUGACAGUUUACGCAUGGUAUAGAGUUCAAUGA